UGUCAGUAUUCAGUGGGAGGGUAAGUUAGACAGCAGCAGCCUCGGAGCUAAAACCAACGUGACAGACUGGAGUCCUAAUAACACCACCCGAACCAAGAGCAGCAGCUACAGAAACCUUAAUACUGUAUAUGGAGACUACCAGUUGUCAUUUGUCGACUGCUGCAUAAGGAGAGCGAUUCAACCGGCUCCACAGCAGCGAACGCAAACCGCAGUGGAUGUUGUUGCAUUGUUCACGUGAAAGGAAGAAAAUCGUUGGUUUGCAGCGGAUCCGCGUGCAGUCGACCGGAACCGGACUCUGUUUGUGAUUUGUCAUGAUGUUUUAUCACGGGAUACAUCGUUACGCUGGAUACCGAUUUCAUUAGACUCAUCAUCAUCGCAUCGCGUUGGGUUCAACAGCCCCGUGUUGAACUUGGCCUGUCGAGCAAACAGUACGAUGAACGCGUAGCUGUGCUAAAUCUAUGGAAUUUAUAUUUUCAUGACCAUUCGGUUUUAUAGCCUGGAUUUGUUUUGUCUCUAUUAUAAUUAUUGGGCUAUUGCCGCUCUUAAUUUAUUCGCUCGGCCAACUGCAGCUAUCGCUUUGUCUACAUCAGAGGGGAAUGGAUAUGACGAUACGAAAGUAAAUCUGGACCUGGUUUUUGGUUUCGAAGCCAGGUUUCCUGCACUCUAAAGGUCUGAAGAACAUCAAGGCUCUUGCCCUUUUCCCUCUUGUGGUCCCUUAUGCCCAAUGACGGCUGUCUCCGGGUCACUGCAGGAUGGAUGAAGUGGAUUUGACAGUUUUUGUCUGUCACCAUCAGUGCUUGCCUCUCAGUGACUGUGUCUUGUUCUUUUACGUUUAUAAAAGAACACCUCCUCUCUUGGGCUCUGGCCCUUUACACUGUAAGAGUAACUGUUAGUAAGGAAUACCUCACGGAGGGGGCCUUCCUGCAAACUCUCUGGUUCACAUGAGCUGUUUUUCAUAGGCUUUUUGUGCACAGUCAAAACAGGAAGAGGACAUUUUUGCAAAAGUCAAAGUUUACAAGUUUUUUCAUAAUAAUUUAUUUAUACAUUUAAGUUUGUUUGUUUUUUUCCUGGAGAGAUGUCGUCAGAAAAUCCUAACAAGGUGGUGACCUUCUUGGCACCUCCACCUCCAAAGAAUGUGAAUGGCUCCGGUUCGGACUCACUGGUGGCUGAGAAGCUAGACACAGAGGUCAGGAAGCGACGCCACACCAUGGAUAAAGAUCUGAAGACGGCUGAGCACAGAUUUUUUAGGCGUAGCGUCAUCUGUGACUCCAAUGCCACAGCCCUCGACUUGCCCAGCAAAGCCUGCACCUCGCAUCCAGACUGCGAGCAGUUUGUCGUUCCUGUGGUGCUUAGUUUGGCCCCUGAUGUAACUAUUGACACGCAAUCGGGUGUUUCGGGUAUAGCAGUGGAUGAACAUGCAGAGGAUGGAAGAGGCGCUGGGGUUGAUCGGAUUGUAGAGGUACAGAGCCAAUCUGUGCUGGAUGUGGAUGUGGGUGCAAGGCAGGCUGAGGCCCUUGGGACGGCCGAGACGGUGCCCAGCGACGUGGGCGACAAGGAGCAGGAGAUCGGAGUAACAGAGAAACGUGAGGAGGAAGAGAGAGGUGUGGCGAAGGCCCGUGCUGAAGCUGAGCAGAGGGAGGCUGAGAAAAAGGUUCAGGAUGACAUAGAAGAAGUGGAGACCAAAGCUGUGGGCACCUCACCCGAUGGCCGUUUCCUCAAAUUUGAUAUCGAGAUUGGACGUGGCUCAUUCAAAACCGUCUACAAGGGCUUGGACACGGAGACAACGGUGGAGGUAGCGUGGUGUGAACUUCAGGAUCGGAAGCUGUCAAAAUCUGAGCGGCAGCGCUUCAAGGAAGAGGCCGGCAUGUUGAAGGGCCUGCAACACCCGAACAUUGUCCGUUUUUACGACUCAUGGGAGUCGCCUUCCAAAGGCCGCAAGUGCAUUGUGCUGGUGACUGAGCUCAUGACGUCAGGAACCCUAAAAACGUAUCUGAAGCGCUUCAAGGUGAUGAAGAUAAAGGUGUUGCGGAGCUGGUGCCGACAAAUCCUCAAGGGCCUGCACUUCCUCCACACCAGAGCUCCUCCCAUCAUUCACCGGGACCUUAAGUGUGACAACAUCUUCAUCACCGGGCCCACCGGCUCCGUUAAGAUCGGCGAUCUGGGUUUGGCCACCCUCAAGCGCUCUUCAUUCGCUAAAAGUGUCAUAGGUACCCCUGAGUUCAUGGCGCCUGAGAUGUACGAGGAAAAAUACGACGAGUCGGUGGAUGUGUACGCCUUUGGAAUGUGCAUGCUGGAGAUGGCAACCUCUGAGUACCCGUACUCCGAGUGUCAGAACCCCGCUCAAAUCUAUCGCAGAGUCACCAGUGGAGUUAAACCUGGCAGUUUCGACAAAGUAGCCAUUCCAGAGGUGAAAGAGAUCAUUGAGGGAUGUAUUCAGCAAAACAAAGAUGAAAGAUACGCCAUCAAGGACCUUUUGAACCAUGCCUUCUUCCAGGAGGAGACUGGGGUGCGGGUGGAGCUGGCUGAGGAAGAUGAUGGGGAGAUGAUCGCCAUCAAGCUCUGGUUGCGCAUUGAAGAUGUCAAGAAACUGAAAGGCAAAUACAAAGACAAUGAAGCCAUUGAGUUUUCCUUCGACCUCCAUCGAGAUGUCCCAGAAGAUGUGGCUCAGGAAAUGGUUGAGUCGGGCUAUGUCUGCGAGGGUGACCACAAAACCAUGGCGAAGGCCAUCAGGGACCGUGUUUCUCUGAUCUGCCGCAAACGAGAGCAACGGCAGCAGGUGCGAGCAGAGCAAGAGAAACGCAAGCAAGAGGAAGAGCAGAAGCUGUUGUCCAGCGAGUCGUUGAAGAACGUGGUCGGCCCUUCUGCACAGAGCCAGUGCGGUUCCCAGCCUCCGACUCCUGGCUUUGUCCAGCCCGAGUGUGAGGAGCCCGAUGCAGACCAGCAGCUUCAGUACAUGCUAAGUGGAAUGACCUCGGCCGACGUGACGCUUGAGAGUGGUCAGGGUUCAUCCGUGUUCUCAGAACCUCACCUCAGCCAGCUAAGCAUGUCGUAUAGUUCUCCUGCAACAUCGCAACAGCAGCAGGUGCCUGGACAGGGCGCCUACCCUCCCAGCUCUCAAGCUCCCCAACAGCACACCGGAUACCCCCAGCAGCCCAUGCCACAAUCAGUGAGUCAGCCGUACGGUGGAGUAGGCUCAGGUCUGGUCGAGCCCCCGCUCUUUUUCCCCACCAUCCCGGAACGGCCCGUCUCAUUCUCCCCUCCGCCAUCUUGCGCGCCUAAAGCUUUCAAUGUCCAGAGGCGCAAGAGCACCUCCAUCCUAGAGGCCCACACUCGUCACUUCCAGCCCGCCUUCCACCGCAGCUACGGCAGCAGCCUGCACCCGUUCUCUGGCGUGGAGGCCCUUGGUGUCGGCGUCGAACCCGCCAUGUUCAUGAUGCCCGGGAUAGCAGCUCAAAGAUUGGCUGAGCCGCUUCACCUACAGCCCCCAGCGGAGUCGCUAUAUGGAUAUAAGGAUAUGAGGGCUGAGCAAGAGGAAACUGUACGCAGACUCAGCCUCAACCAGGCUGCAUUAAUGGACCAUCUUGAAGCCAUGGCCUACGGUGGCUACCCUAUGACUGCACAUCAGAUAAGCCAGAUCACCUUCCAUCAGCAAAUGCAAGCUGCUGCUGCGGCCGCCAGCUUGGCCUAUGAGACUCAAUCACAGCCUGGGACAGCUUACCUACACCCUCAUGUCCAAAGCCACAUGCGCUUAACCCACAGCCCCAUUCCGCAACUACCUACCAUGAGUGUGUCUAGCUCCACCUCUGCGCCCCAGCAAACCGCACCUGCAGAUCCAGGCUAUCAGCCCCACUCGUUUCCCCAUUCCGCACCACCCGUGCUGGCUCAUGCAUCUGAGCCGAGCACCGCCUUUGAAUUCCACAUGCACAACCUGCAGGCUGACCCAGCCAUGCUGGCAUCCAGACUCUACCGAGCCCGUAGGGGCUCCAUGGACCUUAACCUGGAGGAAGCGGCUGGAAACCCGGGAUUGUGCAGUCGACUGCAGCCCGUCACUGAAGAACUGUACAGCUAUGUGAGCCCGGAGAUGCCCCUUCCUCCAGGCAGCCUGCUUCUCCAUGGACCGAAAGAGCUCAGUCCUGAGCCUUCAAGCGACUCCAUGACCUCCUCCGAUGCUGGGGAGUUCCAAUCGCCUCCGCCUCAUCAACUGUACCAACCUCAAGACUGUUCUGCAGCUCAAUCCAUCCCACAAACUUCUUACUACAAAACGGAUGGCGGGAGCAAUGUCAGCGACGGACACCCACCUAGUCAACCGGUGUUUCUAUUCGUUCCACCCUCUGAAGCGUCCACCGUUCCAUCUUCACACAUCAGUGCUCUGCACACCACCUGGGCUCGUCAACCAUCUCUUCCACUGGACGUCACAUACCACGAGCCUGCCUUGUCCCAUCAGGGAGCUACCUUGGUGCAGGUCCCCAUCUCUCAGUCUACAAGUGCCAUGUCUAUGGUUUCCUGCAGCACCCCAACAGCCGCCUCUGCUUCUCAACAGUAUGGAGUUUACUACGUCCAAGCACUCCCUACGCAGGCUGCUGUUCCGCAACAGACCUCUCUGGUGCUGACGUCCCAACCGGGUGUCUCGCUACCCCAACAGGCUCCCAGCAGUGUAGUUCAGAGCAGCUCUCAGACGCAGGUCCAGCCCGGCCCCCAGCCCACACAGACAUCUCAGACUUUGACAACCGAGCUGUCACAACUCCAAACUCCUGCUGUGGAGAGCUGUCAUUCUGAUGUGGCAUCUGGGCUCAGUGAUGGCAAUGAAGGCGUAACGGGUGGCAGGCAUGAGGGUCGUUCUGCCAAACGUCACCAGCGCAGAUCAGUUCGCAGCCGUUCACGUCAUGAAAAGACGUCUAAGGCCAAGCUCAAUGUACUUAAUAUCUCCAGCAUGGGCGAUAGAGUUGCAGAGUGUCAAUUAGAAACGCACAACAGGAAAAUGGUGACUUUCAAGUUUGAUCUUGAUGGUGAUAACCCAGAAGAAAUUGCUCAGAUAAUGGUACAAAGUGAGUUCAUUCUAGAGACAGAGCGCGAGUCUUUCAUUGAUCAGAUCCGAGAGGUCAUAGAAACAGCCGAUGAGAAAGGUGUGGAGAGAGAGCGCAGCCAGAUGGUCAGUGAUCAUGAGCAGCAUAUGCCCACCACAUCGGUGCCACAAGGUGUGGCGUCUAGUUCAGCCACCCAGGUGGUGCACUCCGCAGGCCGCAGGUUUAUCGUCAGUCCAGUGCCUGAAUCUAGACUGAAGGAUCAGUUCUUUAGUGCACCCCCACCCACAAUCCCUCUUCGGGAAGAACCUUUAUCCUCUGUGUCAGUUGCAGUGCCUGUCUCGGGGCUUUCUGUGUCUGCGUCUGCAGUCAGUCUGCAGCAGGCAUUCUCUGAGAUGCGUCAAGGCCGGUUUGACCCGGGUCCCAGCACUGCGCCACCAAUGCUCCAUGUCUCCAUGCCCCCUCUGCUUCCUGCCGCAACACCCUUGCCCUCUAGCACUGCCCCUGUGGUCCCUCCCCCAGUUUCUUCUGAAGUGACCACUUCACCAUCUCUACCCUCUGUCUCCUUAAACCCUCCAGGGUCAUCGUCUCCUCCUCCUACCCUUCCCACCUCUGCAGUCACGUCCCCUCCAUCCCAUUCACAAAUCCCCCUGCCUCAAAGUCAGGUUGCACCUGCCAUCAUCAGUGUUAUUUCCACCCCUUCCUCUCUGCCAAUGCCAACUGUGACUGGCGCCACACCUUUCCCCCAGACCUCAGUCUCUAUGCCUGCACCUGCUAGCCCUGCGGCUAGCAGUGGCGAACAGCCAUCCAUCCCCUCAACUUCAGCUCAGCUCACAACAGCCACCAUCCCGACGUCGCAACUCGCAUCAUCCACCAUCACCGACACUGUCGCUCCCAUCUCUGGAGCUCUGACACCCGUGCACAGCCAGCCUCAGACCUCCACUGUGGCCAAUCAGAGUCACGCGCAAUGUGUGGAAUGUGACAGUGACCCGCAGGGAAAAGGCGUCGAUGACAUCCAGGCUUUGGAUAAGAAGCUGCGGUCACUCUUCAUGGACCUGGGCUCUGGUCUGCCCUCUGCCCAAUCUGAUGUCACAUCUGACCCCAUGGCUGCCCCAAGUGUCCCUGGCACCACCUCUCCAACUGCCUGCUCCACCCCAAGUGGCACCCCUCUCCCUCCCUCUAGCUUACCCCUCAACUCCUCCGGUCAGCCCACGGGCUCUCCAAUGACCUCCAUGGGCAAUGGCUCCACCCCAGUCGGCUACAGUCAGACGACUCCAUCCAAAGCGCCGCUAUCAAGACUACCGGUGUUGCCUGUCGGCCCAGAUCAGGCUGGCACGCCGCCCACAGAGCACCUACCACCCUUCCCAGGACCUUGUUUAACUCAGUCCCAGCAGCCCCUGGAGGAUCUAGAUGCCCAGCUGAGACGGGCACUGAGUCCUGAGACCGUCUCAAUCAGCAAUGUCACGCACCAGACAUCUCUUACUGGGAUGCCACUUGGAGGACAGCCAGUUCCGUGUGCUCUGGAUGAUGAGCAAGUGGCUGCACCUACAGUAGGAGGAUACAAACUGGGACGAUUCCAGGUGUCAGUAACUCCCGAUGAGAACGCCUCGCAAGUUCACACAGGCUCCUUUGACUCAUCCUCCACGUCAUCUUCUUCCACCACCUCCUCCUCUUCAUCUUCAUCCUCCUCUCUCUCUAGCCCCGAAAACACACUGCACCGCACCUCCUCUCCCCUCAGAGACACGAGAACAGAUGUCGUCGACGGCCUCCCUGCUCUUCCUAACCGGGUGGCAACCCACCCUCAGCCCACCACCAUUGGCCGUUUCCAGGUCACCACCAAAACAGACACGAAGGUGGGGCGUUUCUCAGUGAGUAGCGCACAGGACCAGGCCCUAGCAGCUAGCUCACAAUCCCCAGAACCCCAGCCAGCACCUCAAGCCCAUCCAGCCAUGGGCAACGGUCCAGCACAGAGUCCCGGGAGCCUCAACAACUCUGUCAGCUCCUACUUCAGCAGCGACAAUGACUCUGAGUUUGAAGAUGACGAUUUUAAGAGAGAAGUCAACAAGCUGAGGGAGAAGCACAUGAUAGAGAGUCAGGCCCUGUACUCUCGGCAGAAGGCUGAGAUUGAUUCCCUUUUUGCCCGAUUGGGCAAAGUUCCACCCGCCAUGGUCAACCCACCCGUGGUGUACCCAGCUGGCCGUAGACGGCGUCCCACCAAGAGCAAAAGCAGCAAAUCCAGCCGUGGUAGCUCCCAGGGCAGCAAGAGUCCUGUACAGCCAGCAACCAGCACUUUAUCAGCGCAGAGUGCUCCCUCCGUGUACCCUCCCCAGCAGGCCUUCCUGGGCCCUGGGGGGAUGAUAGAUGGGGGGAGUAGCCCUCUGCUCCAAUCCUACAAGCCCUCCCCCUCUAAUGAGAACCUGUGCUCCGUGUACACCAGUGACGCCACGCUCUCUGCGCCCAGUCUGUGUGUCACCUCGCAAGGCUGUGUAAAGUUCAGCUGUGGGUCGGAGAGAGUGACCUUCAAACCAGGUGGCAGGAGGACGCGUUUUCUGAGUACGCCCUGCUUGGCUCUUUGGAAGAUGGUGAAAAAAGUGUGCCCCUGCAACCAACUCUGUAGGACGAGCAGCACCAACACGGUGGCGGGAACCGGUCAGAAUCAAAACCAAGCGCCCGUCUCUCAGUCCCAGAGCUGCAAGGGCAUGUUCACAGACGAGCUGCACAAAUUAGUGGACAACUGGGCCAGGGAUGCCAUGAGCCUGUCGCAGGGCAAGAGAGGCUCCAAGCACCAACAACAAGUGGCGCCUCAGGGUCACAGCUACGACAUGGUCCCUCCUGCAAACAUGGGCCGUAAGUACUCGGCUCCGGGCCAGCUGUGCCCGAGCAUCGCUGCAACUUUGAGUGGCCACUCGCCCUUGCCCAACACUCCCGCUACCUCUCUGGGGACCCGGAAGGGCUCCUUGUGUCCCACGCCACAGUACACCUACCCCUCUGCCCCUUACAGCGCCCAGUGGGCUGGCUCUGCCACGCACACCCAGGCCGGUCUGCUGGCCACCUCGCAACCCCUGGGCCAAUAUCCCCAGGUGCCCGCUCCUUUACAGACCUUCCACAUCAGCACUUUGCAGAAGUCAGUCAGCCACCCGGGCGGACCCAACCUGAAGACCACGUAGGGCAGGGCCUAGCCGCGCCAGGCCGAAAUGACUCUCGAGUUGGAGGUGGGGGCAAUCAGGGGCGAGGGGGGCUGGGGAGCAAGUAUUUGAUUGCAUUGCAGAGAUUCGGUCAUAAGAGUUUCCUUUGGGUGAUUGAGAAGGAUCCUGCAUGCUCACGGAUACGCCACAGGGAUGAUGCACAACGACCCUAGGGAUAAGAGAGGACGAAAAUAAAACAAUGGACACUUUGAAUACAAUGUUACGUGGCCAAAGAAGGUGACCAUUUUUAUCGUUAAGGUGCGUGCAUCCUUCACCACCAGGGGCUUGACUUGUGUUUAGAGGUUUGCUGACCUAAGAUGAAAUGAACGCCACCUCCACCCAUCCCAGAAUCCAGCUAUCUGUAUAUCCUCUUGAUAAAUUCAUACAUCAAGCAUAUCACAAAACAGAAGUCGGGUGGGUGUUGGUGAGCAAACCGAGUGUCCUUGUUCCCCUCUUGCCCUAAACCCUCUGCUGCAAUGCCAUGGAAUAAUGCAAUAAUUACAAUGGUAGAAAAAAGCCCAUUUUAAAACACAGGAAGUGGCCUUCAUUAGAUAAAAAAAAAAAAUGUACAGAUAUCCUUUGUUUUUAAAUUGGGUUAUUAGGGUUUCGAUUCCAUUUGCUUGCUUGGUUGGUUGGUUGUUGUUUUUUUUCCCUAUGCCCUUCAAGCCGGCCUUGUGUAGCAGAAUGUUAGGGACUUUUUUUUUUUGGUCACAUGUUUAGAGGCCUUUCAUCUGCCCCCAGGGGUUGUACUACCAAGCUCCUACAGCUCCCAGCAUGCUUUGCAGCACCUUCACACACUUACGGUUUUCUCAUUGGGCCACACCACAAGGUGACGUGUAAUAUAGUGGAUACAAUCAGUUGGAUUGGGGUUUGGAUACGAAACCAGGGGUUGCGGGACCGUGCGCCACGGAGGCCCGUGAAGCUUUAAAUCUAUGACUAAUGUAACAGCUUUUUCUAAUCAUGGCAGCAUUAGGGGCCUCUUACGAUAGUCUGAUCGAAUAAGAAGUCGUGUUCUGUAUGGACCUGUAUUUACUCAUCAGUUUUUGAUGUUAAAACACUGUGAUUAUUAUAAAUGUUGUUGGACAACAUUAGCUAAAAAGAAAAGUAGACAACAAAACAUGAAAUUUUGGAGGGUUUUGGAUAUUAGCAAGCAUUCAUGAGAUGUAAGGCUAGCUUAUCUUAUUGGAGACACUUUAACCCUUUUCCCCUUUCUACUUUCUUUAUAUUAUUAGAUAAAUGUGAAUGUAAAAUGGAUUCAAUUAAUGUACUUGAAGAAACAAAUCUUUCCCCUUUUCCCUAUGCCCAGUGAGCUUUCUGAAGAUUCUAGUGCCUUGCGUUAUUUUUUUAUUUUAUUUUUAUUUUCUUUGCUUCAGGGUUUGAUAAAUAAGGCAGCGGAGAGUCUGGUUGGAGUGCUGGUCUUUGGACUUCACAGAGGGCGAAUAUUAAUAUAUUGCGUAAACGAGGUGUCGUCUGAACCCAUUUGUUGGCACAGUCCUAGCCUUUAGGCAGAGUUGCAAAAAGCUUCUUAUAGAAAGUGUACAAAUACAUGAUCCAGCCAUUAUAUCACAUUCAAAGGCUGUGAAAGUACGUGAGGUUUGAGUUUUUUAGAUCAGUCUGAGUGUUCCUAUCAUCAGUGCACCCUUGCUAGCAUAACCACGGUGUCUUUAUUUUACAGAUGGAUUCUCAUGAGCAGCUCUUGUGAAGGUGAGGGAUCGGCUCAGAUAGAAACGCAGGAUGAGGGAAGUUAGUAGGCAUGAUGGGACAGUAUGUUGUAAGUAUUUCAGAACCUCCAAUAGAUUAGAUGUUUUAGACACCAUCCAGUGUCAAACCCUCUCCGGUGAGCGUAGACUGGCACGUUUUACUCAUUUAGCAACAGCAAGUGUAACUUCACGAGUGAGAAAAGGACCAGAAAGGUGAGAAAAGACAGUUAGCAACCCUCACCGACACAAGAGCCAAAGCAGCACUGUUGAAUUCGACUGAUUUCUCAUCAAACCUCUUCUUUUUAACUCACACUGCCCAUAUAAGUUCUCAUGUCAAUCGGUUUUAUGGCAGAUCAGUAGCUUCUUUUGGGGGAUCUCUCUCUCUCUCUCUUUGUAGCAGUCGGUCAAAUCACUCUUGUAAAUGCUUUGGUUAAUUCUAAAUGCUAUUAACUGCAUUAGACCUGCCUACGUUUUAGUUUCGCGUUUUGCACGUUCGACUGUGCAAAAGUAAAGAGAGCAGUCCUGAUUCACCAGAGACGAGAGCAUUUUAUUUGGGGUACAGAUGCUCUCAUCACCAUAACUACUGAAAGGACUACGAUUACAACUGCUUAAUGUGUUUUCCGUGAAACGUGUGGCACAGGAACGUAACUUUAGGUCAACUGUACAGUGUAGAUUCUCAACUGGCUCUCUAUAUUUAAAAUACGAUAGUUUUACCUUUUGCUUUGUACACAACGCUUUACCUGUAGACAGCUCGUUUUUACCCACUUUACGUCGUUCGGUUCAUUCAAACUGUGAACACAUCAAAAGGUCUUUAACAAAGAGGUCCCACCUGCUCAGUGUUCAGACUAAUGAAAUCUGUAAUGCUACAUUCUGAGUGCCAUGUCCCUGCUCCAGAUACAAGUGUUAAGAAACAGGUCAUCCUGUUCGACUGUAGAGGGCGCUAAUGUAACUGCAAUGCAGGACCUUCAACAUUUAAAUGAGAUUCACCUCUGACCUCUGAUGUGAAUGAUAACAGCACCUUGAAAAAUACAAAAACCUCUUCUUUAUCCUUCACUUUACUUUGACAAAAUUGUGUUUGUAGCAUGCUGAUGUGCGAAUGAGCCAUUCAGUAUCGAUACACAUUGUGAUUAAUUAUUAUUUCUUAUUUGUUUUGCAUGAUACUUAAGUUACACAGAAAAAAAAAAAUGCACACAAACUCACUCAAAAAGUAUCUUGUUGAAUGAAAGCCUCCUUUCUAGUCGCUCUCCUGUGGAAAGAAAUACAACAGAACAAUGUUUACUUAAUGCUACUGACCUGUCAUUAAGUUAUUUUGGGUUUUUUUACUGCUAUCUGAUCCGCUUGUUUUGCUGUCUUUUGAGUCUCUGGAUUUUCUUCUGGCGACUUUCAUAUAUUUAACAUUGUACAAAAUGUUAAAAAAAAUUCCUUAAAAUGAAAACCAAACAAAAACAAGUAGGGAAUCAUCUGCAAUGUUUAACUGUCUGUUUUGCACUAAGUAUAGGGUGUUCAAGCUUCAUAUAAAACUGCGCUUUGCGCUCCAAUAAAACAGCAUUUGUUACCUUAUUUGUAAACUUAAUAAAAGUCAUUUAAAUAAAUCAA
Pimephales promelas (fathead minnow) is the source of this 11502-nucleotide messenger RNA. The record is from RefSeq and is a predicted model, not a curated record. Lineage: Eukaryota; Metazoa; Chordata; Actinopteri; Cypriniformes; Leuciscidae.